CCCCAGAACCGGAACCGGGAACCCGGAACCGGGUCCCGGAACCGGCCCCGGGACCCCAAACCGGCCCCGCCAUGGACCCGGAACCGGAGCCGAAUCCCGGAGCCGCCACCGACCCGGUCCCGGUACCGGCGGGGAAGCGGCGGCGCUUCACGGUCCGGCAGGAGGGGCCCGACGAACCCCCGGUCCCGUCGCUGUUCAGAGCCUCGGCCGCGCCCCCCCCGGGCCCGGUACCGGUUCCGGUGCCGGUUCUGGUCCCGCCCGGUCCCGGUUCUUACGCUGAGUUUGUGGUGCGGGGCUCGGGGGGCACCGGGACGGACCGGGCCCGGAACCGGAAUCGGAACCGGGACCGGGACCAGAACCGGGACCGGGAUCAAACCCAGAACCGGGACCAGAACCGGGAUCAGAACCGGGACCGGGAGCAGAACCGGGACCAGAACCGGGAUCCGAACCGGGACCAGAACCGGGCCCGGGAUCCCGGACCCACCGGAACCGGCCCCUCAGGACCCCUCCUGACCCCCGGGGACCAGAACCGGGACCGGAACCGGGACCAGGACCUGAACCGGGAUCCGAACCAGGACCGGGAGCAGAACCGGGACCAGAACCCGAACCCGAACCGGAACCGGGAUCCGAACUGGGACUGGGAGCAGAACCGGGAGCAGAACCGGGACCGGGAUCCGAACCGGGACCAGAACCGGGAUCCGAACCAGGACCGGGAGCAGAAUCGGGAUCCGGACCGGGACCAGAACCGGGAUCGGGAUCAGAACCGAGACCGGGACCGGAAGCAGAACCGGGACCGGGAUCCGAACCGGGAUCCGAACCGGGACCAGGAGCAGAAUUGGGACCAGAACCGGGACCAGAACCGGGAUCAGGAUCCGAACCGGGACCGGGACCCGAACCGGGACCAGAACCAGGACCGGGACCAGAACCGGGACCAGGACCAGAACCGAGACCGGGACCGGGAGCAGAACCGGGAUCCGAACCAGGACCGGGACCCGAACCGGGAUCAGAACCGGGACCAGAACCAGAACCGGGACCAGAACCGGGAUCCGAACCGGGAGCCGCUGGGUCCCCUCCCGGUGCUCCGGCCGGGCACGCGCAGCAGCAGCAUCGUCGUCAGCCCGCGCCAGCGCGGCAAUCCGGUGCUGCGCUUCAUCCGCAGCGUCCCGUGGCACUUCGGUGACGUCGUCCCCGACUACGUCCUCGGCGCCACUGCCUGCGCCCUCUUCCUCAGCCUCAGGUACCACCAGCUGCACCCCGGGUACAUCCACGAGCGGCUGCGGGAGCUGGGCCGGAGCUUCGGCCUCCAGGUGCUGCUGCUGCAGGUGGACGUGCGGGACCCCCAGCGCUCCCUGCAGGACCUGGCCAAGGUGUGUCUCCUCACCGACUGCACCCUGCUGCUGGCCUGGAGUGCGGAGGAGGCCGGGCGGUACCUGGAGACCUUCAAGUCCUACGAGCAGAAACCUCCAGAUCUGCUGAGGGAGCGCGUGGAGCCCGACUUCCUGUCACGGGUGACCGACUGCCUGACCAGUGUCAGAGCCGUGAACAGAACGGACGCGCUGAGCCUGAUGGGGACAUUCGGGUCGAUGGCAGCAGUGGCGGCCGCGUCCCCUCAGGAGCUGUCGCUGUGUCCCGGAGUGGGGCCGCAGAAGGCCAAGCGACUCUUCGAUGUCCUGCACGAGCCGUUCCUCAAGAGCCCCCGAUGAGCCCC
Molecule: messenger RNA, 1708 nt
Organism: Taeniopygia guttata (zebra finch)
Lineage: Eukaryota; Metazoa; Chordata; Aves; Passeriformes; Estrildidae
Source: RefSeq, a predicted model, not a curated record